AUGGAUUUUUUUUGUUGUUGUCUGGCCACCUGCUCCUCUGAUCGCUCUGUGAAGAUCUUUGACGUCAAAAACGGAGGGCAGAUCCUCGUGGCUGAUCUGAGGGGUCAUGAGGGUCCGGUGUGGCAGGUGGUGUCGUGGUCUCACCAUGUGUGGGGAAAUAUUGUGGUCUUGUUCUUAUGAGAGGGGGGUGUUAUUAUGUGGGGGGGGGAGAGGGGCAUGUGGGAAGAUGUGUGUGUAUACAGGGGACGAGUCUUCUCCGUGAACUCUGUUUGCUGGGGACCGUAUGACUUCGGCUUGUUUCUGGCCUGUGGCAGCUCAGACGGUGCCAUUUCAGUGUUGACCUGCUCUGGAGAUGGACACUGGGAUAUUAAGAAGAUCAACAAUGCACAUACAAUCGGCUGUAACGCUGUGAGUUGGGCCCCAGCUGUUGUCCCAGGGAGUCUUAUUGAGCAGCCAACAGGACAGAAGCCCAACUACAUCAAGAGAUUUGUGUCUGGGGGCUGUGACAAUCUGGUCAAGCUGUGGAAAGAAGAGGACGGCCAGUGGAAAGAGGAUCAGAAGCUGGAGGCGCACAGUGAUUGGGUGAGAGAUGUUGGCUGGGCUCCUUCCAUAGGUCUGCCGACCAGCACAAUCGCCAGCUGCUCACAGGAUGGUCGUGUGUUUAUCUGGACGUGUGAUGACCCAGCCGGCAACACCUGGACGGCCAAACUUCUGCACAAAUUCAAUGAUGUGGUGUGGCACGUGAGCUGGUCCAUCACAGGAAACAUCCUGGCUGUGUCAGGAGGAGACAACAAAGUGACCCUGUGGAAGGAGUCAGUGGACGGACAGUGGGCUUGUAUCAGUGACGUCAACAAAGGCCAGGGGGCCGUGACCUCCAUCACAGACAACCAACAGAACGAGCAGUGAAGUCUGUCUCCGCUCUCACACCUUCAAUCAGACAUCUUUCUGCCCUCAAAGACUUUUCUUGAAUGUUAAAAGUGCAUCUCACCCCCAGACGGCGGAGCGGAUAUGAAAUUUUGUUUUGGUUUUCAACCUUACCCUGAUUUUUUUUUUUACAUUGGUUCAUUUCCAAACAGGAUGUUUGAGCUGAUUUGUAAUAUUUUUAAUUCUCAACAUGUCAAUUAUGUUGAGAAAUGAUUCAUGGAGAAGUAAAAAAAAAGUUGAUAAAUGAAA
This is a messenger RNA of Cyprinus carpio (common carp), 1173 nucleotides long. Its product is annotated as protein SEC13 homolog. Gene Ontology annotation, molecular function: protein binding; structural molecule activity. Lineage: Eukaryota; Metazoa; Chordata; Actinopteri; Cypriniformes; Cyprinidae. Gene Ontology annotation, biological process: positive regulation of TOR signaling; protein import into nucleus; COPII-coated vesicle budding. Gene Ontology annotation, cellular component: nuclear pore outer ring; COPII vesicle coat. The record is from RefSeq and is a predicted model, not a curated record.